Molecule: messenger RNA, 798 nt
Organism: Branchiostoma belcheri (Belcher's lancelet)
Lineage: Eukaryota; Metazoa; Chordata; Leptocardii; Amphioxiformes; Branchiostomatidae
Product: leucine-rich repeat and immunoglobulin-like domain-containing nogo receptor-interacting protein 3
Exons: 4
Coding region: 1-798 (265 amino acids)
Cellular component (GO): extracellular matrix
Molecular function (GO): protein binding
Source: RefSeq, a predicted model, not a curated record
AUGGGAAGAAAGCUGCGACACGUGCUUAUUUUCCUUCUCAUCAUCCUGAAGGAGCCCAACAUGCCAGAAGCUGACUGCAGCUGUGCAUCAUCAGAAAACUGCACAUGCAUUGAUAUGGGCCUGACCAGCAUCCCUCAGAACCUCCCAUCAUCUCUCUCUUGCUUGAAUUUAGAACGUAAUUGUAUAACAGCUAACCAGAUAGCAAUGAUCCAUCCACGUACAUUUGCAAAUCUACCACGACUGUAUUCGUUGGAGCUGGACAGGAACAAUAUAACAAUGAUUCAACCAGGUACAUUUGCAAAUCUACCACGACUAAAAUGGUUGGACCUGGACAUAAACAAGAUAACCAUGAUUUCGCCAGGUACAUUUGUAAAUCUACCACGACUAGAUGCGUUGAAAGUGUCCGAAAAUCAGAUAAAAAUGAUUCAAUCAGGUACAUUUGCUAAUCUACCGCGACUAAGAUGGUUGGACCUGGACGUUAACCAGAUAAAAACUAUCCAACCAGGUGCAUUUGCAAACUUACCGCGACUAGAGAAGUUGGAGUUGUGCGAUAAUCGGAUAACGAUGAUUCGACCAGUUACAUUUGCAAAUCUACCACGACUAGAAGUGUUGAAAUUGUGCCAUAACCAGAUAAAGAUGAUCCAGCCUGGCACAUUUCAAAAGAUGGCUCUCUUUAGACUGAAUAUCAUGAAAUUUCAUUCAAUUAAAGACGAGAUAAUAUGUGACCAACCCCCCAAAUUUCAGGGACAAAAGCUACAAGAUAUCAAUCCUGAGGAAAUCCACCAUGACCAGUGUUGA